Suillus bovinus is the source of this 306-nucleotide messenger RNA. RefSeq lists its product as uncharacterized. Lineage: Eukaryota; Fungi; Basidiomycota; Agaricomycetes; Boletales; Suillaceae. Bases 1 to 306 code for a protein of 101 amino acids. The transcript has 3 exons. The record is from RefSeq and is a predicted model, not a curated record.
AUGGCAGAAGACAAUCUGAACCCCGCCGAUUUCAUACCCGCGGAUGCACUUCAAGUACCAGGGCCACUGUUAAUCAGUGAUUCCGCGAUCAAUGUAUGGAAUACUGCAACUGAUACGGCUCAAUAUCGCAUCGAAAAUCGCAUCACCGUACCACCCAUUCCGGUUCAAACGACUCUCGAAGACAAGUGUUGGGUAACGCUCAUGGCGUUGCGCAGAGAGGAAGAGUUACAGGAAAAAAUGAGGAACCUAGAAAACGCGUGGCGUGAGCUGACGGAGGUGAAGAAAGUGUUAGGGAUAGUGAACUAG